This is a messenger RNA of Torulaspora delbrueckii, 531 nucleotides long. It is a transcript of the gene CDC8, whose product is annotated as bifunctional thymidylate/uridylate kinase. Gene Ontology annotation, biological process: dTTP biosynthetic process; dUDP biosynthetic process; dTDP biosynthetic process. The transcript has a single exon. The record is from RefSeq and is a predicted model, not a curated record. Bases 1 to 531 code for a protein of 176 amino acids. Lineage: Eukaryota; Fungi; Ascomycota; Saccharomycetes; Saccharomycetales; Saccharomycetaceae. Gene Ontology annotation, molecular function: ATP binding; dTMP kinase activity. Gene Ontology annotation, cellular component: nucleus; cytoplasm; cytosol.
AUGACUCGUGGGAGACUAAUUUUGAUUGAAGGGUUGGAUAGGACUGGCAAAACUACCCAAUCCAAUAUUUUGCUGGAUAAACUGAAGCCCAAUGCUACGUUAAUCAAGUUUCCCGAUAGAUCAACCGAGAUCGGCCAGCUGAUUGACAAAUACCUCACAGACAGAAGCUUUGUACUGCCAGAUCAAGCUGUUCAUCUGCUGUUUUCUGCUAAUAGAUGGGAAGUGGCCCAGAGCAUACGAGAGCUCUUGCUUGCUGGUAAGCAUGUGGUACUCGAUAGAUAUGUUUACUCGGGAAUAGCUUACUCUGCAGCAAAAGGUGUUGCUGGAAUGGACAGAAAUUGGUGUUUGCAACCUGACAAAGGACUCCUCAAACCAGAUUUAACGAUAUUUUUAACUAAUGCCAAUGUAUGCGAGAAUCAGUCAAGACAAGGCUUUGGUGAUGAGAGGUACGAAGUCUCUGAGUUUCAGCAAGAGGUCAAGAAGCAGUUUUACAAAGUGUUUGAAGAUUUAGAGAAAAACAAAAUACCUUAA